CAAAUUUAAGCGUCUUAUGACAAAAUGACGAUAUACAAUCUGUAUAUAUUUGACAAAAUGGGCACUCUGAUGCACUACGCCGAGUGGAAUCGCACCAAGAAAUCAGGCAUUACACGAGAAGAGGAAGCUAAGCUUACAUAUGGCAUGCUAUUCUCGAUCAAGUCGUUUGUCAGCAAAAUAUCGCCACACGAUCCGCGCGAGGGAUUCCUUUAUUACAAAACAAAUCGAUAUGCUUUGCAUUAUCUGGAAACGCCCUCAGGAUUAAAGUUUGUGCUAAACACCGACACGACAGCGAUUAACGUUAAGGAACUGCUGCAGCAGCUAUAUGCCAAAGUCUGGGUGGAGUACGUCGUUCGUGAUCCGCUCUGGAUGCCCGGCACAGUGGUCACCUCCGAGCUAUUCCAGAGCAAACUCGACGAGUUUGUCAAGCAGUCGCCCAUUUUUGGCAUUCGAAAUAUUUAGUGAUUUACAUAGCGCCACUGUUAAAUUAAGUUAAUUGCAUUGCAUAAAACUGCAAAUGAUGUGUCACAUAA
Messenger RNA from Drosophila grimshawi, 533 nucleotides. RefSeq names its product trafficking protein particle complex subunit 1 (gene Bet5). The coding region runs from base 25 to 462 and encodes 145 amino acids. Gene Ontology annotation, biological process: endoplasmic reticulum to Golgi vesicle-mediated transport. NCBI's taxonomy places the organism in Eukaryota, Metazoa, Arthropoda, Insecta, Diptera, Drosophilidae. The transcript has 3 exons. Gene Ontology annotation, cellular component: TRAPP complex. The record is from RefSeq and is a predicted model, not a curated record.